Messenger RNA from Saccharomycodes ludwigii, 1140 nucleotides. RefSeq names its product U6 snRNP complex subunit PRP24 (gene PRP24). Bases 1 to 1140 code for a protein of 379 amino acids. The record is from RefSeq and is a predicted model, not a curated record. The transcript has a single exon. Gene Ontology annotation, molecular function: RNA binding. Lineage: Eukaryota; Fungi; Ascomycota; Saccharomycetes; Saccharomycodales; Saccharomycodaceae.
AUGGAUUCCAAAACCUUUAAACGUAAAGCCGAUGAGGAUCUUGACACUCAAAUAGCACCACCCAAUAAGAUAACGACUAACAAGGAAAUACAACACAAUAGAGAAAAUGCCACUCUUUUAAUCCGAAAUUUACCUCCAAAUGCAAAUGUUAACAAGAUAAAAAAAUUUUUUAAAGGAUAUGGAGAAAUUAAGAAUGUCGAUCAUAUUAAAUCUUUAAUGGUGGCUAAAAUAGAAUUUACUACUCAUUGCGAGGCUCUAAUUGGUUUAACUAGGACCUUGAAAAAAUUUAAUGAUAAUGUGGUAACUGUUAAGUGGUAUAAUUCUAAUUGCACUCUAUGGUGUACAAAUUAUCCACCAAACUAUACCCUUCAAAAUUUAAAACAACUGUUUACUCAAUUUGGUGGUACUGUUUUAAGUAUACGGACACCAUCUUUAAGAUAUAAUUCUAAUAGAAGAUUUGCAUACAUUGACAUGCUCGAAGAAGAACAAGCAAUUGAAUGUUUAACAAAAUUAAACGGCUUCCGAAUUGAAAAUUAUACAUUGGUCGUUAAGAAAUCAGAUACUAGCAACAAAUCUAAAAGAACUGACACAGCUUUGAGAGAUGGAAGAGAAAUAAUAAUUUCCAAUAUUCAAACUGAUAUUGAUAAGGAACAAUUAUUAAACCACAUUCUGGAUGUUGCCCACAUAGAAACUGAUGCUAUAGAAACCUAUACCUUCCCACCCACAACUCCGAAUAUUGCAUUUAUCACAUUUAAAGAUAAAAAUACGGCAGACAUUAUCUCUAAGUUGCAUCAAAUAGAUUUUGCACAAAAUAAAAUUUAUAUCAAAAGAGCCGAUAAAAAAGCUUAUUUAGAAAGGCAAAAAAUCAAGAAAAUUUUGAAUACACGCCGUAAUAACCCACUUUAUGAUAAAAUUAUUAAACUCUCGCCUAUUAAUGACAAAACUUCGAAGGAAAAACUGAAAUCAAUGAUAAUCUCAAAUUCCUCGAUCAAAGCUGAAGAUAUCGAUAAUAUUUUUUUAGUCGCUGAUCAAGGGUUCACUUUAAUAAUAUUCAAAGAAAGCAAAGUGGCUGCCAAAUUCAUGUUAGGGUUUAAUAAUAAAAAGAUAAAUAGAUCAACCAUGGUAUGUAAUUACUUAUAA